AUGUCAGUAGAAGAAACGGUUAAUCCAACAGCUUUAUUAACAGAAUCAAAACCGUAUCAUUGUUUUAGCUGGAAAGUUUCGGCAUUUCAACAAUAUUUAAAUAAUUGUAAAUUUGGUGAUAAAUUUUAUAGUUCAAGAUUUUGGCAUCCAAACCCAAUAUCAUUUAAAGGCAAUAAAUUAAGGGAUGCUAACGAGUAUAUUUCAUUAUAUUUAGAAGCUAUACAAACACCCUACGAAAAUCAAAAUCUCAUAGAUACAAGAUAUGCCAGAUUCAAAUUAUCAAUUGAAAUGAUGGAAAUAUCUGAUGAUUUCACAAAAACAAAGUUGAUAAAAUUAAAAACUGAUACAGAGAUAUUAGAACAUAAAUUUAUUUUUAACAGCGAUGAUGACUUUGGAUAUUCGAAAUUCUACUCAAUCAAGAAUUUCAAGAGGGAAUGGAAAGAAUCGAAUUCUGAAACAAUAAAAAUUCAUAGCUUUAAAUAUGAAACAUUUCGAGCUAUUUUGUUUUACAUUUAUUCAGGAAAGUUGGUUGAUACGCAAGAUCUUGAAUUGUUGAAGGAUGUUUAUGUUAAAGCUGAAAUGAUGGGUUUGGAUGGAUUGUUGAAGUUGUUGGUAAACAAGUUUAGUGAGAUUAUAGAUGAGGAUAAUUGGGAUGAUAUCCUGAUAUUAGGGCAAAGAACUAAAAAUAUCAUCAAUAAUGUAUUUUCUAGUAGUAAUUUUUCAAUGGAUGAAAAUAAAUUAUUAAAAACUUUUAUUUGGUUCAUCAAAGAUUUUCAACAUUUUUAUAAAAACCCAACUCAUUGUCAAACUGUUUGGAGCGGUGCUUUCUAUUCACCAUGCUCUUCCUCGUCAACAAUUAAUAAUGAAAUGAAUACUGCCACCAAUAUUAUGACGGUUUCUGGUGAUAAUACAACUGCUAAUACUACCACCAUCAUUAACCAUUCUACUAAUAAUGAUAUAAUCAGCAAUGGUUGUGCUUGGAGAUUAUGUAUGUUCCCAAAAGGUUACAAAACUGAACAAUUUUUGUCAUUAUUCCUUUACGCGUUUCCAACUGAUUAUGAAAAAAUGCAUGGAAUUCACUGUAGAGCAGUUAGAUAUGUUCUCGAAUUGUUUAAGGUUGGAAUUAAUCCCAACACAUCCAAAGUAGAAUUGAGGCCUGUAAAUGUUGGUCAAACGGUCUUUAAGAAAAGCUUCAAUCUAGAUCAUAAGGGUGAUAGUGGAGGAAAAGUUAAAUUUAGUGAUCUGACAAACCUAUUCCCCAGCAAUGACACGUCAAUUAAACUCGAUAUUAUUAUCAGGUUAAAAUUAUAUACUGAAGAUGACUUGCAAGCAAAUUAUAAUAUUAAUAAUGUUGAUAUCAUUAAGUUUCAACCUUCUUUGGAAAAUUAUUUCAACAACAAUAAUUUUAGUGAUGUGACUUUUAGUUUCAACGAUGAAUCAGAAAUUAAAGCAUCUAGAUUGGCUUUAUCUAUCCGUUCCAGUUAUUUUGAUAGAAUGUUCAAUGGUGAAUGGGCCGAAUCAAAGGCAACAAUCAUUCCCAUCAAGAACGUUACCUAUCAAUGUUUUAAAUAUCUGAUUUACUUUCUUUACUCUGGCAAAUUAAAUGAUGAUAUACCAUUCGAUGUAUUGAAAGAUUUGUUUAUUGAAGCAGAUAUUAGAGAAAUUCCGGAACUGGGUGAAUUGGUUGCUUCAAAAAUCAUUGAUCAGGUUAGUGAUGAUAAUUGGAGUGAGAUAUUAUUUAUUGGUUGGAAGACAAAAAAUUAUUCUUUGAAAAAUGCUGCGCUCAGUUAUAUUCGUGUUAAUUGGGAAAAAAUUAAGCGAGGUAGAAAGAUCAAUGAAGUGAUAGCACAUGGUGAUAUGGAGUUAAUCGAUGAAUUAAUGUAUACCAUUUGUUUUGGUGUAAUCCUUGCGUUUUAA
This is a messenger RNA of Entrophospora sp. SA101, 1917 nucleotides long. Lineage: Eukaryota; Fungi; Glomeromycota; Glomeromycetes; Entrophosporales; Entrophosporaceae. The record is from the annotation of a GenBank genome assembly.